This is a messenger RNA of Linum tenue, 2456 nucleotides long. The record is from the annotation of a GenBank genome assembly. Lineage: Eukaryota; Viridiplantae; Streptophyta; Magnoliopsida; Malpighiales; Linaceae.
AGAGAUUUAAAGCUCCCUCCAGACGGAGAGAUGGAGCGGGGCAGCGGGACCCAUCCCGCGGAAAAUAACAGCCCACUGCGCAGUGGGAAGACGGAGUGGCAGCAGUGGUGUGUUUUGUAGCAGCGUCCAGGCCAGGCCAAGCUGUCUGCUGCAGGCAAAAACCCACGGCGGCCAACCUGCCCACCCACGUGCUCCGAAUCAUCACCUUCUGAGAUUUACCACUCAGUGACUCAAAUUCCCGAGACACCCACGAAAGCAAGGAGUCAUUUUGAUAGGUGAAAUUAAAAAAAAGAAUUAGAUAGGCACAGACAGACGCCAAGAAUCUUUGCAGCGAUCAGAGUAGAGUAGAGUAGAAUAAUGCACACUCCGGCGCCGCCCAAUCGCCGCUGCUGCUUCACGUCUUCUGUUUGUGGUCUCUUCCUCUGCCUAUUACUGCUACCGCCCAGAAUUUGUUUUGCCGGGGAUCCGUAUGUCUUCUAUGAUUGGACCGUCUCCUACCUCACCGCUUCCCCUCUCGGCCAAAAACAGCAGGUGAUUGGCAUCAAUGGGCAAUUCCCUGGGCCGAUUCUGAACGUCACUACCAACUGGAACGUUGUUGUCAAUGUCAAGAACCAUCUGGACGAGCCAUUGCUUCUUACUUGGAAUGGGAUACAGCAGAGGAAGAACUCAUGGCAAGACGGUGUUCUGGGGACUAAUUGUCCUAUCCCUGCUGGUUGGAACUGGACGUAUCAGUUUCAAGUGAAGGAUCAGAUUGGGAGUUUCUUUUACUUCCCUUCCUUGAGUUUUCAGAGAGCUGCUGGAGGUUAUGGAGGGAUCAUUGUGAAUAAUAGGGAAGUUAUUGCCGUGCCAUUUGGGUUGCCUGAUGGAGAUAUUAAUCUCUUUGUUGGUGACUGGUAUACUAAAAGCCACAAGGAUUUAAGGGAAGAUAUCGAAGAUGGGAAGAAUCUACAAGUUCCUGAUGGUAUCCUCAUGAACGGGUUUGGUCCGUACAGAUAUGAUGAAGCACUUGUUCAAGACGGCAUUACUUACCAGAUAAUAAGUGUUGAACCUGGAAAGACAUAUCGAUUCCGAGUGCACAAUGUGGGGAUAUCAACCAGCUUGAAUUUCAGAAUACAAAAUCAUAACUUGCUUCUGGUGGAGACUGAAGGAUCAUAUACAGUUCAGCAGAACUAUACAAACAUGGAUAUUCAUGUGGGUCAGUCAUAUUCAUUCUUAGUGACCAUGGAUCAGAAUGCGAGCAGUGACUACUACAUAGUUGCCAGUCCUCGAGAUGUAAACUUAUCCACAUGGAACAAAGCUUCUGGUGUUGCCAUCCUGCAUUAUUCCAAUUCGCAGGGACCUGCUUCAGGUCCUCUCCCUGAUCCUCCUAAUGCAUACGAUACGUUUUUCUCAAUGAAUCAAGCAAGAUCCAUAAGAUCAAAUGUUUCAGCUGGUGCUGCACGCCCAAAUCCACAGGGCUCUUUCAAAUACGGAGAGAUCACCGUGACAGAUGUAUAUGUAAUCACCAAUAGACCUGCGGAAAUGAUAAAUGGGAAAUGGCUGACAACCCUCAAUGGCAUCUCGUACUUACAACCUUCAACUCCGUUGAAGCUCGCUCAUGAAUACAGUGUUCCCGGUGUCUAUAAGCUUGAUUUCCCGAAUAAAAUGAUGAAUCGACCUUCAAAGAUGGAUACUUCUCUGAUAAAUGGUACUUUCAAAGGGUUUACUGAGAUCAUAUUCCAGAACAACGAUACCACUGUCCAGAGCUAUCAUAUGGAUGGAUAUGCUUUCUUUGUUGUUGGCAUGGAUUAUGGAGUGUGGACAGAGAAUAGCAGAGGCACAUACAACAAAUGGGAUGGGGUUGCUCGUAGCACGAUACAGGUAUUUCCAGGAGCUUGGACUGCUGUACUGGUUUACCUAGACAAUGCCGGGAUAUGGAAUCUUCGAGCACAGAAUCUCGACUCAUGGUAUCUAGGACAGGAAGUCUAUGUAAGUGUAGUAAACCCAGAGGUUGACAAAGGCGAGUAUGGUCUUCCGGAUAACACCAUAUACUGUGGCUUACUCUCACCAUUGCAAAAGGAUCAAGCUCAAAGAUACAAGUUUUCGGCAGCAUCAUCAGUUUCUAGAGAGAGCAAACGAAUUUUGGUUGCACUAAUUUUGGUGGCUGUCUGUGGAAUGUUUCUAAGCAGGUAGCAGUAGAUUGCUUAGCUGAAUGGUAUGGAACAAUUUGGUUAUGCAGGUAGAUUGAGAUACAUAACGGGGUGAUUUUUGUAAUGUAAAAUGUUUGCGCUAGAGUUAAUCUUUAACAUGUAUUACUGCUUGGAAACAAUUUGGUUUAUGUUUGUAAGUUGAUUGAUUAGUGAGAUCUUGCAUGAUGCUUCUGGUUCUUCCAGGAGGUAAUCUCUAAGUGCAAGGUGUGGUAAAUAGUUACUCCACAGAAGAAAUUUAUGAACGUAUAAAAAAUGGAAUUUCGGGGA